GCAGCACAUGAAAGGAAGGCUCCUGCCUGUCACAUCUCACACCAUCACACUCCUCAACUAGAUGGAGAUCUCCUGUCCUCAGGGAGCCUGAAGUGAUUAAAGGUCCUUCCAGGUCUGGAGGAUAUUGUCUGUUCAUCAGCUGAUGGUCUUCAGAGAGCAGAAGUCUUCACAUAUUGAGAGGCACCUGCACUGAUUUGUUUCUAAGACUGCACCAGGACAGAAGAGUGAACAGUGGGCGAUUAUGGGGGCACAAGACUCUUUUGAUUGAAUUUGCAAGUCCUGGAGGAUUUGAUGGAAUGAAAUUCCUUGUGAGCUCACUGCCUGGUGGUCUCCUGACUUCUCAGAAGCUUACUGGUGGCAUCCCAAGGACACAGGACACCCUCCCCUGAACUCUAAUCCUGACACUUGCACUCAUUGAUCUCUGGCAGCUUCCAGUAGAAGGGAUCCAUGAGCCUCUGAACAUCAGACUGCUUGGUCACAGAGUAUCCAGCAGAAGCCAUGCAAGUCUCCAUAGCCUGCACAGAGCACAACCUCAAGAGUAGGAAUGGGGACGAUAGGCACAGCAAGCAGAACUCCAGCGGUCCAAAUGUGGUCAAUGCAGCCAGGGCAAGGUUCCGCACUGUGGCCAUCAUUGCCAGGAGUCUGGGAACUUUCACUCCCCAGCACCAUAUCUCACUGAAGGAAUCCACAGCCAAGCAAACUGGCAUGAAAUACAGAAAUCUGGGGAAAUCCGGACUUCGUGUAUCCUGUCUAGGACUGGGAACUUGGGUGACAUUUGGUGGACAGAUUUCUGAUGAGGUGGCUGAGCAGCUCAUGACCAUUGCAUAUGACAAUGGAGUAAACCUCUUUGACACGGCAGAGGUCUAUGCAGCUGGAAAGGCAGAAGUGAUCUUGGGAAAUAUCCUCAGGAAGAAGAACUGGAGGAGAUCAAGCCUGGUCAUUACAACUAAAUUAUACUGGGGAGGAAAAGCAGAAACUGAGAGAGGCCUGUCAAGAAAGCACAUUAUUGAAGGAUUAAAGGGCUCUCUCCUGAGGAUGCAGCUGGAAUACGUGGACGUGGUGUUCGCAAACCGACCGGAUAAUAAUACCCCCAUGGAAGAAAUUGUCAGAGCAAUGUCCUACGUAAUUAACCAAGGGAUGGCCAUGUACUGGGGGACGUCACGCUGGAGCGCCAUGGAGAUUAUGGAAGCAUACUCUGUAGCACGACAGUUCAAUAUGAUCCCUCCAGUGUGUGAACAAGCAGAAUAUCAUCUGUUCCAAAGAGAGAAGGUAGAAGUUCAGCUGCCUGAGCUGUACCACAAAAUAGGAGUUGGUGCGAUGACGUGGUCACCAUUGGCCUGUGGGGUCAUCUCUGGAAAAUAUGAAAAUGGAGUCCCUGAAAGUGCGAGAGCAUCAUUAAAGUGUUACCAGUGGUUAAAGGACAAAAUAGUCAGUGAAGAGGGGCGCAAACAGCAGUCUAAACUGAAGGAUUUGGUACCUAUUGCAGAACGUCUUGGAUGCACUCUGCCACAGCUUGCCGUAGCUUGGUGUCUGCGGAACGAGGGAGUGAGUUCGGUUUUGUUAGGAACAUCCAAUCCAGAGCAACUGAUAGAAAACCUAGGAGCCAUACAGGUCCUUCCAAAGAUGACGUCACAUAUUGUGAACGAGGUUGACAACAUAUUGGGAAACAAGCCAUUUAGCAAAAAGGAUUAUAGAUCGUAACCUACUGCAUGAAGAGCAGUCUGCAUGGUUAUAAUAGUGCCCUGUAUAUAGUACUGGACCACCUGUUUAAUGGAUUUCCCGGGAUUCCUGCUCCAGUACUUGUCAUGAGUGGGGAUUGCCACCACUGAACCUAGAAGCACAUAAGAAAAACUGUAUAUAUUCUUUCUACCUGUUUCUUACCAUUUAAUUUCAUGCCUACUGCUUAUGCUGAGAUAUAAUGAAUGCCAUUUUUAAAUGGAAGUAUGAAUACAAAGACUUGGAAGGAAGAAUUUAUAGGAGAGACAUGUAAUAUGCAAUAUGUUUUAUUACAGCUGUGUUGUUCUAUGGGGCGAGAAGGGAACUCGAGUCUGUAUUAUGCCCGGUAAUGAGAUCCGAAAACUAUGCAUCAGCCUCGGACAUUACUACAGCUCUAUUUAAGCUAUCUAUCUGUGUAAAGGUUGCAGAAUGGCUCAUAUAAGAAAUAUCACUUGUGUCUAUAUGAUAAUGGAAGAUGAUGCCUUUACUGUAAAGAGAGCCGAUUGAUUUUCGGGGGCAAAGAGUGAAAAGUUUACUUAGAAAACAGUCAGAUUUCUUCCUUCUUUUAUAUGAUUUCAUUAGAAAUGAAGGCACUUUAAACAUUAAAGACUCUGCACUGUUUUCAUAAAAGUAGAUUAUUUUUUUCAUGUACAAAUCAAACAAAAAUAAUAAAAUGUAAGAGGUAGUUUGGUUUAGAAAACUUCUUUUUAAAUACACUAUUAGGACAUUAUUUCCUUAUUUGAGACCUCCAUCAAUAAGCUAGAGCGGAGAUCCAUUCCAAAAGUCUGUUUCUCAAGGAUUGAUUUAAAGACUGUCAUGUUUUCAUCCAAAAAAAAAUCUAUUUUAGCAUAUGUUACUGCUGCAACAGCAUUAUGCAUAGAGCAAUCUUUAGUUUCUUCACAUACCACUGUUUUCCGUGA
Molecule: messenger RNA, 2636 nt
Organism: Bufo bufo (common toad)
Lineage: Eukaryota; Metazoa; Chordata; Amphibia; Anura; Bufonidae
Gene: KCNAB1
Product: potassium voltage-gated channel subfamily A member regulatory beta subunit 1
Exons: 14
Coding region: 499-1701 (400 amino acids)
Biological process (GO): potassium ion transport; negative regulation of delayed rectifier potassium channel activity; transmembrane transport
Cellular component (GO): cytoplasm; extrinsic component of cytoplasmic side of plasma membrane; juxtaparanode region of axon
Molecular function (GO): transmembrane transporter binding; potassium channel regulator activity; voltage-gated potassium channel activity
Source: RefSeq, a predicted model, not a curated record